Messenger RNA from Micropterus dolomieu (smallmouth bass), 2520 nucleotides. RefSeq names its product single-stranded DNA binding protein 1 (gene ssbp1). Gene Ontology annotation, biological process: positive regulation of helicase activity; mitochondrial DNA replication. Gene Ontology annotation, cellular component: mitochondrial nucleoid. Gene Ontology annotation, molecular function: single-stranded DNA binding. The coding region runs from base 293 to 736 and encodes 147 amino acids. The transcript has 7 exons. NCBI's taxonomy places the organism in Eukaryota, Metazoa, Chordata, Actinopteri, Centrarchiformes, Centrarchidae. The record is from RefSeq and is a predicted model, not a curated record.
UUAUUUUUCUUUCUUCUAGCUCCGUUUGACGCCGUUUUCUGCCAACACACUGCCGCCCGUCUGCUUCAUCAGCAGCUGUAACCUGUGAACCAAAACAUGCGGAGAAAACGUUAAUUUUAAACGUUUGUUUCAUGUCGACAUGUAACGGCGGGAGACUCCAGAAGCCUCAUUGCUGCUGCGAGACAGCAGUGCUCUGACUUUGAGUCCGUGCUCACAGAUUUGUUGAGUGGCUCAGAUCCCCAAAAAGUCCUCAGCUGCCGUCUUUCUGCUGACUGCUUCCCCCUCAGAGAAGAUGUUGAGAAGUGCCUCAGCACAGAUCUUCAGACAGGUGGUGCGAUACAGGAGCACUGACGCUAGCCUCAUCCUGGAGAGAUCGAUAAACCGGGUGCAGCUGUUGGGCCGAGUGGGUCAGGACCCAGUGAUGAGACAAGUGGAGGGUCGUAACCCUGUUACCAUCUUCUCGUUAGCAACCAAUGAAAUGUGGCGCUCUGGAGACCCAGAGAUGAGCACAACAGGUGACAUCAGUCAGAAGACGACGUGGCAUCGCGUGUCGGUGUUCAAACCCGGUCUGAGAGACGUGGCCUACCAGUACGUCAAGAAAGGGUCCAGGAUUCUAGUGGAGGGGAAACUGGACUACGGAGAGUAUGUGGACAAGAACCAAGUCAGACGCCAGGCCACCACAAUCAUCGCAGACAACAUCAUCUUCCUCAGCGACAACGUUCGAGACAGACCCUGAAGGACUUUUCUCUUCGUCUCCAAGCAAAAACAAGUCAACUUCUUUUUGUAUUUUCUCAUUUAUACAAAAAUAAGUCUGAGGACCUGAACACCACCAAGUAAAGGAACUGACUUACUGAUGAGAAGGGGGACAGAAUAUGCUGUGACACUCUGUGGUCAUGUUUGACUGUGAUGCCUCCUGCAGACCUUAAGGCAUGAAGAGAAGCUGACAGACUUGUGUAGUAUAAAUACACUUGCUCAUUAUGAUUUUUGAUAGUGCUACUUGUACAUAACAGUUGCAAAGAUAGUUUGUGUUUUUUUUUUUUUUUUGCAUAUACCCAAGUUUUGUGUGUGAGAGAGUAAUGUUGGAAGCAAGAUCUGAAAUAUUAUAAUACAGUGGAAAAAAUGUUGCGGCGUUGAAGUCCGUACAAGUUGUUGUCGAAGUUGUAGCUUUGUUAAGAGCAACUCUUAAUCGUGCUGAAGAUCACAGACAACCGUUAUUUGGUUUUUCUUUGGUGGCCAGAUGUCGCCUGUAAAACAACUUCUCAAGCUCCCUCAUAUGUUAAGACUUAUUGUUAAUUUUAGCCAGCAUAUUAAACUUUUCACAUUAUAUUCCCCCCCCCCAUGUCUUUUUAUUUUAAAGUUAUCAUAAAUGCAUCAAAGUCAGAGCAAAAUUAGCUCUUUAUGUCACAUAAUUGCUGCCCAAUAAUAAUUUUGUAAGCUGUCUUUUUCUAGAUAAACUAAAGGAUUCAACUUCUUAAAAUAACAACCUGUUUAGAACAAAAACCCAAAACAUUGGAUUAUCUGAAAAAUGUGUCAUCGUAAAGCUGAAAACAGGGCUGUUUCCUAUAGUUCAUGAAAAGUUGACACUCAAAAAAAAAAAAAAAGGUGUUUUGUUUUACAGGACUGUCUAUAUUUAAUAUUCAGCACCCAACUUAAACAACCAAACUAUGACCAACAGCACUCUUAUACCAACACCAAAAUGUCUCCUCCUAACUCUUAAAGAAAGGCUCACCCGAAGCACAGCCAAGGGAGGUCGACAAUUUAUUAUUAUAAUUUUGUGGAGUUAAAUUUUAACAUCUCAUCUGCAAGAAUAAAGCUUGUAAUAACCACAAGUGAUGAUACUCUACUCAACACGUGGAACUGUGCGCUUGGCUGAUCUGAGAGCGCUGCUGUAAAGGAAGCACACUGUUAGCAUCUCAAGUGCUGCACUGAUGUUGUAACAUGCUACUCAGAAGUUUGUGGACACGUGUGAGAUAAAGUAACAUUUGGUCAUGUGAAGAGGGCUUUUAAAGGAUAAACGAAGAGCUUGUUAGAGGAUAAAACCUGUCAAUAUUCAGCAUUUACCUAAGUGUUCACAAAUCCCAUAAAGAGAAAAACCAACAGUGUUAUGUAGCUGUCUGACUGACCUCUGUGCCAAAAGUCAGCUGUCUUUCACUUCUCUUCAUGCAAAUGUCAUGAACUGGAGAGAAAUGUGUAGAUUACUCAAACACUUCAGUGUAAAAAAGACAAGAGACCAGCAUGCAAAGUUGGAGGCGGCACGUUCAAUUAAAUUCACAAUUUCUUUUCUGUUUCUGCUGCAUUUUGUUGUUCUGUUCACAACCCUGAAUUGUGCAUAGUAAUAACUGAACAUUACUGUGUGUAUUUGAUAUAUUUUAAAAUUUUAUCUACUCUUGUUUUCUGCUCUGUCAUUCUCUUGUCAGUUGUCAGUGUUUCAUUUCCUUCCUCCUCAGUGACUGGUUGGUUUCAGCUCACCACUGGUUCAUUUCUCUGUAACUGUUUGCUGUAAUAGACCUUUUUCCAGAA